AUGGCGGCGGCGGCCUCGCAGCGAGAUCCGGGGGACUGGCAAGACUUCUCGGGUUUCCAGCCCUCCUCGGGGAGUGGUCCUGAGGCUGCCCGCGACAAGGGCGGCUGGGACGGUGGGGAUUUGGGGGCGAAGUUGUCUCUUUGCUUUGAGCCCCCGCAGGCCCGGGCAGUCGGCGGCGAGAGCCGCGUUCCGUUGCGGCCCCUCACGGAGCAGAGCGCCUUGCAGGACGACGAAAUUUGGAAUGCGUUGACUGAUAAUUAUGGUAACGUAAUGCCAGUAGACUGGAAAUCUUCCCACACCAGAGCUUUGCACUUGCCAACACUGAAUCUUUCAGAAAAAGGGGUAAAUGAUAAUUUGAACCUUGACCUGUCAGAUGAUGAGGAGCUGAGGGAACAGCUGGAUAUGCAUUCUAUCAUCGUUUCUUGCAUCAACGAUGAACCACUCUUCACAGCAGAGCAGGUAAUCGAAGAAAUAGAGGAAAUGAUGCAGGAAUCACCUGAUCCAGAUGAUGAUGAAACACCCACUCAAUCAGAUCGACUCUCCAUACUCUCUCAGGAAAUUCAAACACUCAAGAGGUCCAGUACGAACAACAGCUAUGAAGAAAGAGUAAAAAGAUUGUCUGUUGCUGAGUUAAAUGAGCUGCUAGAAGAAAUUGAGACUGCUAUUAAGGAUUAUUCUGAGGAAUUAGUACAGCAGUUGGCUCUACGAGAUGAGUUGGAGUUUGAGAAGGAAGUGAAAAACAGCUUCAUUUCUGUCCUCAUCGAAGUACAAAACAAACAGAGAGAACACAAAGAAACAGCAAAGAAGAAAAAGAAGGUGAAAAAUGGUAGUCCACAGAAUGGCAAACAAGAAAGAAGUCAUAUGCCUGGAACACGCUUCAGCAUGGAAGGGAUCUCAAAUGUCAUACAGAAUGGCUUCCGCCACACGUUUGGGAACUCAGGUGGAGAGAAACAGUACUUAACAACUGUUAUUCCUUAUGAGAAGAAAAAUGGACCCCCAUCUGUUGAAGAUCUUCAAACAUUAACCAAAAUCCUCCAUGCCAUGAAAGAAGACAGUGAGAAAGUGCCAAGCUUGUUAACAGACUAUAUUUUAAAGGUUCUCUGUCCUACAUGA
This is a messenger RNA of Indicator indicator, 1113 nucleotides long. It is a transcript of the gene FEZ2, whose product is annotated as fasciculation and elongation protein zeta 2. Gene Ontology annotation, cellular component: cytoplasm; axon. NCBI's taxonomy places the organism in Eukaryota, Metazoa, Chordata, Aves, Piciformes, Indicatoridae. The transcript is spliced from 9 exons. The record is from RefSeq and is a predicted model, not a curated record. The coding region runs from base 1 to 1113 and encodes 370 amino acids.